Engraulis encrasicolus (European anchovy) is the source of this 4236-nucleotide messenger RNA. RefSeq names its product MYB binding protein (P160) 1a (gene mybbp1a). The record is from RefSeq and is a predicted model, not a curated record. Gene Ontology annotation, biological process: regulation of DNA-templated transcription. Gene Ontology annotation, cellular component: nucleolus. Lineage: Eukaryota; Metazoa; Chordata; Actinopteri; Clupeiformes; Engraulidae. Bases 24 to 4013 code for a protein of 1329 amino acids. Gene Ontology annotation, molecular function: transcription corepressor activity; transcription factor binding; sequence-specific DNA binding. The transcript has 28 exons.
GCACGUUUUCGUCCACGAACAGCAUGGUGGUCAUCGUGCACGAAGACAUGGAGGGGGUUGAGAACGAACCAGUUCACCCCAAAAUUACUGAUGCUAAGGGAGUUCUUAAACAAAACAGAGAAUUCCUUGACUUCUUCUGGGACAUAGCCAAACCUGAGCGAGACAUUAGACUGAAAGCCAUUGAAGGUCUGAUUGAAUACCUGAAGAAAACUGACAAGGCAGAUGAGUUGCAGUACACACUGAAGAGGUUGGUGGACGGCCUCUCCCACACGCGAGAAGAUGCACGCACUGGGUACAGCUUGGCGUUGGCGCAGCUUUUGAGUGUCUUUGAAGACAUCCAGCUACAGACGAUUCUUGACCAGAUUAAACAGAAAAACAGUCUAGAAGGACUGCAGAAGAAACAAAUCAGAAAUGUUGCCUUUGGGAACUUCUUCGGGGUGCUUGCCAUCUCACAGUCUACACGCCUGUCAAAGGAGCCCCAGAUCCUCCUGCAGUGUGUCCGCCUGCUGCAGCGCAUCUCCCAGUUCUCCGAGCACCUACGAGACCUGCCCCGCAAAACCAUGGUGGACCUCCUCUCUGAGACGUCUCCAGAGGUGUUUGAGGAGACGCUGCUGGGUGCUCUGCAGAGUGACCUGACGUCGGCUCUCAGCACCCCCGAGCACCUGGAGCUCCUCCUGGUGGCGAUGCAGAAGUUCCCCGACGUCCUCAAGCCCAAGAAAGUCAAGAAGCUGCUGGGCAGCGCCGCUGUCGUCACCAAGGAAAACGUCCCCCAGUUGGUGGAUGUUCUGAGGACAGCAGCUCGUUCGGUGAAGAAGGAGAGUUUUCUGCCUCCUGUAGCCAUGGACCUGUUAGAGUUGUCCCUGAGGGAGGACACCUUUGACCUCUUCUGGAAUGAUGUCAUCGUUGGCGGGCUGAUGAACGACCAGCCUGGCCCUUCACACUACAUGUGCUUUCGGCUGAUGGGGAGUGCCCUGCCCCAUCUCUCCGUGCCUCAGAUCCAGCAGGUCCUGUCCAGUGAUGUGAUGCGGCUGUAUGGGGAACACGUGAUGCUGGCUCGGCAACCAGAGCGCUUCAAGAUCGCCCCAGAGAUCGAGGCCUAUGUGAAGCAGUUUGUGCAGGGCUGUACGGACGCCGACAAGCAGCUGGCUGUCAUGGUGGGGUUCACCCAGAUCACCAACCAGGGGUCCCCAGUCAUGCCCUCCGCCUGGAAGGUGGUGGAGGGUUUGGUGCCUCUAGCGGUGGAGGGCUACGUCAGCUGGUUGAAGGGCAUGUUCCUGAAGCCACAGCUUGACGACUGCCUGGAUUUCACCACACGCAGGCAGAAGGAGAUCCAGAAGAUCGAGGGCAAGAGCCUUGAGUCAGUGUUGCGUCUGCGUAAGUGGAUUCUUCCUCGGCUCACUUCCAUAGUGGUGAACCAGCAGGUGAAGAAGGAUGAGGAUUUGGUCAUGGAUAUCGCCAGGUUUAUUUUCUUCCAUGCUUUCUUCACUGCCAAGAAAUCAACUCCAGACAUACCAGAGACAGAGAAUAAGCCGUCCGGCGUUUUAGACGAAAAGACUCGAGCAGUUCUCGUCUCCUCUUUCUUUGUGUUGCUCCAGCACCUGAACCACCUCCCGGUGCAGGGGGAGGCAGGUGGCGAGGAGGCCGCCCCUAAGAAGCACUUGUCUGGGGUGACUGCUGACGGCAGCAGCUGGCUCUACUGCCUGGUCCAAUAUGCUGACGUGCUCCUCACCCAGACUAAAUUCGUCCAGAAAGCAAAGGCCUUUAGCGAAGAGCAGAAGAGUUCCUGGGCAAGCAUGAUGAAGUCAGUGGAGGCUCUGCAGAAGAAGGCUAAGAAGGCCGCCACUCCAGAGACCUCCGCCUUCCAGCUCCUCUUCCUACUCGUCGGAAUCCAACUCUUCAAGUCCCAAGAGGAGAGUGUGGAUCUGAUUCAGGACAUCCAGAGCUGCAUGGAGAAAGUGAACGCCAAGAAAACGAAGAAGAAGAAGAAAGCGGAUGCUGAGGAGGAAGAGGAGCCGCACUGGGUGGAGGUGCUUGUGGAGGUGCUGCUGUCUCUCCUCUCCCAGCCCAGUCGCCUCAUCAGGAAUGUCUGCAAGACCGUCUUCGGGCGCAUCUGCAGCCACGUCAACCAGGGAGCCAUCACCGCCAUCUUGGAUGUCCUUGAUCCAAGCAAAGAGGACAGUGCACUUGAAGUGACUGAUGACAAAGACAGUGGCAAAUCCAGGAAACGAAAGAACGAGUCAGAUGAUGAAGAGGAGGAGGAGGAGGAGGAGGAUGAAGGAGAAACAAGCACAAAAAAGCAGAAAGUUGCAGAAGAGGAAGGAGCAGAAGAAGAGUCUGAGUCAUCAGAUGAUGAUGAUGAUGAUGAAGAAGAUCUUAAAGAUGACGAAGAGGUUGAUCCAAACUUCCGACUGGAUCUGAUGAAGGUUCUGCAGGGCCAAGGGGCUUUGGCCACAGAAGGAGACCAGAGUGAGGAUGAGGAUCUGGACGACGCGGCCAUGAUGAAGCUGGACGGCAGCAUCGCCACGCUGUUCGCCGAGCAGAAGAAACGCAUGCAGGCCAAGAAGGACGAGCGCGACAAGCUGAGGAAGGAGAAGGUCCUCAUCAGGGAGUUCAAGAUCAAAGUGUUGGACCUGGUGGAGGUGUAUCUGGAUAAGCAGUCGGCCAACCCUCUGGUGCUGGGCAUGAUCGAGCCCCUUCUGGCCGUCAUCGAGGGCAGCAUGGGCUCAGACAGGGAGCUGCAGGAGAUCGACUUCCUACGCAGGGCUGCAGACAUCUUCAGGAACACGCUGUGCAGGGGGAAGCAGUACUGUAAGAACGUGUCUGACCGCACCGCCGAGCUGCAUGACCUGCUGGAGCGGCUGAUAACCAGGUCUCAGAAGCUCUCCGACUCCUCUGUUGCACUCUACUACUUCAGUGCUGCCCUAUACGUGGUGAAGGUGCUUAGAGGUGUGCCUACACAGGACUUGAAGCAGGAAGGCGAUGACAGCCAGGUGAAGACGAUGGGCAACCUGGAUGUGGAGCGGGUGACGCCUCUCUUCAAGGAGGCCCUGGUGUCCUUCAUGACCCACAGAAAGAGCCCUCUCACUGGGGCCAUGUUCCUCGACCUCUUCAACAGGCUGCCGGUUUUUAGUAGCAACCUACUGGACACACUGGUGGAGUACAUCACAACAGGAGUCCGGGAGCACCAGCAGGGCCAGGCUUGUGCCAUAAUGCUGAAAGGACUGCAGUCUAAAGAGAUCCAGACCCUUUUGGCAGGAGCACGCUGGAAGGAGCUGUGUCAGAGGACGGUGGACAAGCUGACAGAGACGUUUGGACAAGGUCUGGAGGUGAAAAACAAAAUAGUUCAGGAGAAGAUCAUCAAAGCACUGGAACUCUGCCUGUACCUGGUCAAGAAUAUUCGUCAUCAGAAAAUUGAGGUGGACCUCGAGCCAAUCAAAACAGCUUUGCAGUCCAUGAGUGAAAAGCAUGAUUUCCACAAGUCUGGGCACAUGGAGGACAUGUACUGGAGUGUGGUGAAGCAUUUUGGGAUUCAGAAACCCAAAGUUGAGAAGGCCCCAAAAGCUAAGGUGGAGGUGGUGGAGGCGGAGGCGGAAGGGGAGCCAAACGCUGAGCAGACUCCCGAGACUGAGGGGGGGAAGAAGAAGAAGGGCUUCCUUCCCGAGAGCAAGAAGAGGAAGAACCGCAAGAAGCCCCCAGUGGUGGAGGGGAAAGACGCUGUCACGUCGCAACCCACCAAGAAGCCCUCUGCUGGGCCAGUGGCGGAAGCAGGAGGCGAGGGGGGAGAGCCAGGCAAGAAGAAGAAAAAGAACAGGAAGAAGAAGAACAAGAAGAGGAAACAUCCAGAAGGAGGUGAGGGUGCGCCGGCAGGUCAGUCACCUGCCAAGAAACCCAAAGUGGACAACCAGCCAGCUGCCAAGAAGCCAAAAAAUGUCAAUCAACCUCCUGCCAAGAAAGAUAAAACGAAGCCCAAGGGAGAUAAGAAGAAGAAAGGCAAAAAGGGAGCAGCUGAAUGAUCGAUCCAAUGAUGAAUUUUCUGGAUGGACUUUUUUUAGUCAAAUGGGUUUUAUAGCCUGUUUGUUAAACUUGCUCCAAGGAGCACCUGAUUUUUUUUAUUACUUAAGCCAAGGCGGAGCAGCUAAAUAUGUGUUAAAUAUAUCAGCCGUGUCUGUUCAUGUAUCAUGUACAUGCUGUGUGAAAAUUCAUAUACAUGUGACAUAAAAUUAAACUAUUUUAUGU